UGUUCGACGAUGGUGUAUUUGUAUUACUGCAUUCCCUGAAAAUUAAUCUAAAUAUAUAAAUAAGGGUCCUAAUUUUGAAAAAAAAAGCUUUGAUAAAUAUGGCUACGUUAAUUCAAUCUUACGAGCAACAGUAUUCAGUGCUUACUGCGGACAUAACAUCUAAAAUCGGACGACUGAAGUUAGGCCACGAAGAUAAUCGCGAUCAGCUGACACGGGAAAUUCAAGCUAAUUUCGAGGAAGCUAAUGAUCUUCUUGAGCAGCUGGAGCUAGAGUCUCGCGGCAGCGCCGGUUCGCGUGUCGCCGCGUAUCGGGCAGAGCUACAGCGAGUGCGCGAUGAGUACCGCUCCGUCACCAACAAUGCUGGAGGGUACACCGACGCCGAGGAAAACUUCGACGACUGGUCGUCAAACGACCAGCAACAGAAACUCCUGGACAACACAGAGCGGCUAGAACGGACAGGGAAGACCCUCACCGAGGGCUACAGGGUUGUCUUAGAGACAGAGCAGAUUGGAGCCGCUGUGCUCCAAGACUUGAGUCUGCAAAGGGAGACUAUUGAGCGGUCUAGAGGAAGGCUCCGUGAUACUGACGAGCAGCUAAACCGCUCCUCGCGCCUGAUGAACUCCAUGAUCAUGCGGGCGCUGCAAGACCGCUUCGUGCUGGUCAUGGUCUUCCUCGUACUUGGUGUGUUGAUGUGUAUCAGCCUUUACUUCUACGUCACGUAG
Molecule: messenger RNA, 722 nt
Organism: Cydia amplana
Lineage: Eukaryota; Metazoa; Arthropoda; Insecta; Lepidoptera; Tortricidae
Gene: Vti1a
Product: vesicle transport through interaction with t-SNAREs homolog 1A
Exons: 5
Coding region: 99-722 (207 amino acids)
Biological process (GO): Golgi to vacuole transport; vesicle fusion with Golgi apparatus; intra-Golgi vesicle-mediated transport
Cellular component (GO): Golgi apparatus; endoplasmic reticulum membrane; SNARE complex
Molecular function (GO): SNAP receptor activity; SNARE binding
Source: RefSeq, a predicted model, not a curated record